AAGCCGCGGCUCCCGCGGGGCUUUCAAGCGGCGGCGGCGGCGCUGGGACAAAAUGGAGGGCGGUGCGGGGCGGCGGGCGGUGCCGCAGGGCGGGCGGGAGCGGCGCGGCGCGGCGGCGCCCUGAGGGGGGAUGAGCGGCGGGCGGCAGCGCACUUUGCCUCAGCUUUGGCGGGCGGCGGGCGGGGAGGCGCCGGAGGGGGCGAGGAAGAUGGAGGAGGCGGCAGAGGAAGAAGAAGCAGACGACGACCUGCUGUUGGCGGCAGCCGCGGCGGCGGCGGAGGGCCCGAGCCCGGCUGAGGGCUCCUGCGCGGCGGCGGCGGGCCCGGCACAGGGCUUCUGCGCGGCGUUGGGAUCCAUUUGGAUCUACCCCACGAACUACCCGGUGCGCGACUACCAGGUGCGCAUGGCCCGCGCCGCCCUGCUGGGCAACACGCUGGUCUGCCUGCCCACCGGGCUGGGCAAAACCUUCGUAGCCGCCGUCGUCAUGUACAACUUCUACCGCUGGUUCCCCGGCGGCAAGGUGCUCUUCCUCGCCCCCACCAAGCCGCUGGUGGCUCAGCAGAUGGAGGCCUGCGUCCGCGUCAUGGGCAUCCCGGCCCGGCACAUGGCCGAGAUGACAGGGGGAACCCAAGCUCUCAGUCGGAGAGAACUGUGGACUACCAAGAGAGUCUUUUUCCUUACGCCUCAAAUAAUGGUCAAUGAUCUUUCUCGUGGGACAUGUCCUGCCGUAGAGAUUAAAUGUUUAGUUAUUGAUGAAGCCCACAAAGCCCUUGGAAACCACGCCUACUGUCAGGUUGUAAGGGAACUAAGCAAACAUACAAGUCAAUUUCGGAUCUUGGCUCUAAGUGCCACACCAGGCAGCGAUACAAAGGCUGUGCAGCAAGUUAUUUCCAACUUACUCAUUGCUCACAUCGAGUUAUGUACUGAAGAUUCUCCAGAAAUUCAGCCUUAUUCUCAUGAGCGACAAGUGGAAAAAAUUGUUGUUCCACUUGGUGAAGAAUUGGUAGAAAUUCAGAAUGCUUACAUCCGGGUGCUAGAAACAUUUGCUGGACGCCUGAUUAAAAUAGGAGUUUUAGCAAGACGGGAUAUUCCCAGCCUUACAAAGUACCAGAUAAUUCUAGCAAGAGAUCAAUAUAGAAAAAACCCUUCUUCAAAAAAUAUGGAAAUACAUCAAGGCAUAAUUGAAGGGGAUUUUGCACUUUCUAUCAGUUUAUAUCAUGGUUAUGAGCUGCUGCUGCAAAUGGGAGUACGAUCGUUAUUUAUGUACCUUUGUGGAAUUAUGGACGGAUCAAAAGGAUUAACUCGUACAAAGAAUGAACUUGCUCGUAAUGAAGACUUCAUGAAGCUGUAUCAGCAGCUUAGAGACAUGGUUUCAGACACAUCUGCGGCUUCAGCAAAUGGAAAUGUUUGCAAGAAUGGAACAGUGUUUGAAAAUAAAAAGGAAUUUUUCUAUAGCCAUCCAAAAUUAAAGAAAUUGGAGGAAAUUGUAAUAGAACACUUCAAAUCCUGGAAAAAGGGAUGUUCUGAUCAGGUCACAGCUGAAAGUACAUCUGCAGACACUGUGGAUACCAGAGUGAUGAUCUUCUCAUCGUUUCGAGAUAGCGUGCAAGAAAUUGCAGAAAUGCUUUCCAGGCUUAGCCCAGCUGUUAGAGUAAUGAUGUUUGUUGGCCACUCGACAGGAAAGAACACAAAAGGCUUCACACAAAAGGAACAACUUGAGGUGGUAAAACGCUUUCGUGAAGGUGGGUAUAACACUCUGGUCUCUACCUGUGUUGGGGAAGAAGGCUUAGACAUCGGAGAAGUGGAUCUCAUCAUCUGCUUUGACGCUCAGAAAAGUCCAAUUCGCCUUGUGCAGAGGAUGGGCCGAACGGGGCGCAGGCGGCGAGGCAGGAUCGUUGUCAUCCUCGCCGAAGGGCGGGAGGAACGGACUUACAAUCAAAGCCAGUCUAACAAAAGGAGCAUCCACAAAGCUAUUUCAGGAAACAAAAUGCUUCAUUUCUACCAGCAUAGCCCACGCAUGAUUCCAGAAGGCGUAAAUCCAAAGUUGCAUAAAAUGUUUAUUACUGCUGAAAAAUAUGAACCAAGCAAUUCAGGAAAGCUUUCCAAAGGGAGAAGACCUAGUUCCCUGCAGCAUAAAUCUGCUCUCUUUUCCUAUGUCACCGGCCAGAAGCAAAUACACGGUCAUGAGAACUGGUCUCUGUCACCUGAGGAAUUUGAAACAUGGGACAGACUUUACAGGAUUAAGGAAAGUGAUGGAGUAAAGGAACCGAUAUUGCCUCAAACUCGGUUUGAAACCUUAGAAAACAUGGAAGAAAUACCACUGCAGGAGCAUGAAGAGGAGGAAACUCACAAACUUUCCUUGUCUGAAUGGAGAAUUUGGCAGAAUCAUCCUUUUCCUACAUUUGUGGUUGAUCACUCCGAUCGCUGUUACCAUUUUAUCAGUGUUAUGGAAAUGAUAGAACUGAUGAGAUAUGAACAGCAGGGAGAUUGCAGCUAUGAACUGGAGAUUCGGCCUCACUUACAUCUCGAAGACGUUAAUGUUCAAAGGAAUAAAAGUCAUCUUUUGACGACCAACUCCACAUUUGAUCAGAAAGCAUGCUCAUCUAGAAAAGACAUGGCACACAGAUCAAAGGUAAAACCCUUUCUACCUGAUACAAAUGAUGAUGGGAGUGACUUUUUUACCACGUUUAAAGUAACAAAAGCAAAGACUCUGAAGAGAACUUCUGGAUUAAAUUUGGAAGCGCCUGUGUUGCCUACGGAUACUAAUACUUCAGCUUCUUACUCAGCAAGAAGGCUUGCUCUGCCUGAAAAUACUGACCAGGGCAGUCCAAAGGAUAAGGAACUAGAGGUGACGUUUGACUUAAAUGCAUUUAUUGACCUAUGUGACAACAGUGAAAAUACUGUAAUUCAUGAAAGUGCAGCAAUAAAGGAAUACAAAACUGUGGAUAAGGCUUGUAGCUCACUGGGGACAAACCAUGCAGCUUCGGGUUAUAGUAGCUUCACAGCUGAGAAAUCGCCAGUGUUCUCUGACUUAUUUUAUCUUCCUGAAUCCUACAUGGAUUCCUUUGCGCUUGUGACAGCAUCUGAGGGGCCUUCAUGGUUGAAAGAAAAAUUUUCCCAUGUGAGAAGGCUUUUAUCCCAAUCUCCUCCCUCUUUGAAUAGUGAUUUUGAAAACACGAUGAGAAAUGAAGAAACAGUAUGUCCUCCUCAAAAAGGUACUUCUGGCAGUUAUUCAGAGAGACUGCAGGACAGAGUCUUUCCUGUGUCCCCAGAAGUUGAUCGUUCACUGCUGCUCUUUGAAAAUCCUGAACUGAAAGUCACCAGUGAAUUGUGUGAUUCUGUAAGUACAUGUUUUUCAAAAACUGUAUCAACUCCUAAGACUGCUGCUGUUAAAGCCAAAGAGGAACUUCACUGGAACGACAGCUUUGGUAGUCUGUUUGACAAUGAAGAAUUCACUGAAAUUCAAAAGAAAACUCCAACAAUAAAUCACACUCUGACAAAUAACCCUUCAAAUGAGUAUUUUGUUCAAAAAAAUAAAGAAGAUCUUGAAAUUAACAGGAACAAUGUGAUUAUUGAGGAACAGAAGAGUAUGCGUUUAUUUGAAGAUGAACACGUUUAUGGCACAAAUAAUGGAAGGUUUUCUAUGAGCAAUAAGCACGUGGUCGGGCCAGAUUCAGGUGAGAGUGUCGUUAGGCCAGUUGCAGAGCAAGGCUGCGACUGGUUUCCUUCAGAGGUGUGCUGUGUGGGUGCUGACAAAACCUGCAAGGAGCAGCCAAAAAGCAGUAAAACCACAGCCACGGAAAUGCCAGGUGAUACUAGCGUGAGCGAGCUGUUUCUGGAUAAUGAGAGUCUUUAUGACUAUUCUCAAGAACUGUUUUCUGUUACCUUUGAUCUGGGAUUUUCCAUCGAAGAGUGUGAUAACAAAAUCUUUGAAGAAAAUACAAAUACUAAUAAUAUCAUAAAAUUAAAGAGUGCCUCGGGGAGUCAUGCAGAUGUGAAAUCCACUCAAGAUGGAAAAGAAUUAUUGAAUGGUGGCUCCAGACUUGAAACAUCGCCGAAGCGGGAUUGCAGAACUCCUGAGAAAAGAGACUUUUCCACACUAUUGCCGUGCCGGAGUGGGAGCAUGAGUGAUAGGGAAGGGACGGAGGGUGGUACCGCUGCAGUACCUUUCCUGGAGUCAGGAGGCAGAACGGGAAGCAGAUCACCUGAAGCUUUGGCUUCUGCACUUUCUACUCCAACAGGAACCAGCAGUGAGAGUGAAGAAGAGAUCGUUUUCCGGAGAAAAAAUAGGAAAAAAAAGAAUGUUUUGAAGUCUCCUGAUGUCAUGAAUAAUAGUGAUUUUGAAUCGCCAAUUCGUGCCGUCAGGAAACGUCGACAGCCACUUAACGUGUCGGACAUGUCCAGUGAUGAUGACAAGGAUUUUCAGAAGAACUCCAGUAGGACCAUGAAGAGCAGCUCAGCAACCUGUAGCAAAAACCAGCUGAGAAAUACAAAACAGCAAAAGGUCAAUAGCAAAUUUACAUACAAGAAUGCAGCAAGGCAGUUUUUAGAUGAAGAAGCUGAGCUGUCCCAGCAAGAUGAAGAUGCUGUUUCAUCUGAUGAGAGUGAUGAUGCAGAGGAUGAGCUGAACUCUUCACUUGCUCAGUUCUUGAACGAUGAUGCAGAGGUCACACAAGUGUUAAACAACUGUGAGAUGAAAGGAGUUUACCUGAAAUCUGUGCGUAGCCCAGCUCUUGGCAACAGAUACAAAAUGGUUCAUCGUGAAUUCAACAUGACGAUUUUCUCUCAGAUUCCUGAGCAAGACCAGUCUUAUGAAGAAGACAGUUUCUGUGUUGGAGAGGUGGAAGAGGAAACUUGCAAAAGUGAAUCUAGCGAGGAGGAAGUGUGUGUUGAUUUUGAUCUCCUAAAUCAUGAGAGUUUCACUAGUGGAAGAAAACAAUACCUCACUCGCCGCAGAAAAAACUUAAACCAGGCUGGAAUGAAAGAGGACUGUUCUGUCCCAGUGCCAAAGAAGAAACCGUCCCGAAUUAUUGUUGUCAGUGAUUCCAGCGGGGAAGAAAUAAGUGUCAGCAAUGAGAAGCCUGUGAAAACAGACUCUUUCAGGGCAGAACAGGAAAAUGCUCAGGUACCCAAGUCACUGCCUUCAGCCUCUUCUGCGCAGCCCAGAAGACUUGCUGGGGAAGUCAUUGUUCACCAGGCUGUUGAGGAUAAGAGCAAGAUGAUUCCCAGCUUGAAAGCUUCAGUAUCGGAAAUGCUGGAUUUUCACCCAGACCAAGUCAGGAGCACGUGCUUUCCGCCAGCUGUCGCCAGUUCUGAUGCAGGGAAGGAGGCUCUCCAGGCUCGCAGUGAGGUGGAAAGUUCUUUGAAGAACACCUGUAGGAGCACUUCAGUCCCGUCUCAUUCUGCUUCCACAAACCCCUCUUCAGCUCCAGCUCUGUUUUCAUGUGACCCUCUGGAGAAAAAGCCUUCGCUCUGUAUUCUGGUAGACAGUCGUGAGAUCUCCUCUGGAGCGGAGGUGAUUUCUUCCUUGAAGGCAGUUCACGGAGUAAAGGUGCAGGUUUGCUCGCUGAGCAGCAGCGAUUACAUUGUAAGCAACUGCAUGGCGGUGGAGAGGACGUUUCUGUCAGACUUAGUGAACUAUGUGAACAGGAAUAGAGUCACCCAGCGGAUCCAGUGCCUGCAGAACAUGUUUAAGAGAAUAUGUGUGAUUGUGGAAAAGGACAGGAUUAAAACAGGAGAAAUGUCACGAUUUUUCCAGAGGACGCAGUACUAUGACAGUAUGCUCUCAGCCUUGGUCCAGGCUGGGGUCCAGAUUCUUUUCAGCUCUUGCCAAGAGGAAACUGCUGGUUUGCUGAAAGACCUGGCUUUGGUGGAGCAAGGAAAAAACGCUGCCAUUUGUGUGCCAACGGAGGUGGAGGGUCACAGACAGGAAAUGCUCAACUUCUACUUGACUAUUCCUAACCUCAGCUACCUGGCUGCUCUCAACAUGUGCCAUCACUUUGGCUCUGUGAAGAAGAUGGCCAACAGCUCGCCCUGCGACAUCGCCGCCGCUGCCCAGGUCAGCCCGCGGAAGGCAGAGGAGAUCUACCGCUACUUCCACUACCCCUUCGACAGGCAGAUGCUGCCUGACCACCUCUGCCCUAAGGGGAAAAGCAAUGCAGCCGCCAAGGACUGAACCGAGUGAAAGUUCCCAGGGCCCCAGGCUGUUUUCUUUUAACUGCACUUUACUAAGUUUUGAUUUGCUGUAAAAUAUGUAAAUAAACACUUGUAGAAUGAC
Falco peregrinus (peregrine falcon) is the source of this 6277-nucleotide messenger RNA. It is a transcript of the gene FANCM, whose product is annotated as FA complementation group M. Gene Ontology annotation, biological process: interstrand cross-link repair; double-strand break repair via synthesis-dependent strand annealing; replication fork reversal. Gene Ontology annotation, molecular function: ATP binding; four-way junction DNA binding; nuclease activity. Bases 131 to 6175 code for a protein of 2014 amino acids. The record is from RefSeq and is a predicted model, not a curated record. NCBI's taxonomy places the organism in Eukaryota, Metazoa, Chordata, Aves, Falconiformes, Falconidae. The transcript has 23 exons.